UCAAUCUUUAUACUCACUUCACUUACAAUCUUUCAUCAACAAAUCCAAAAAAAAAAACAUAGUUCUCCUAAAAUAUCAUCAAAACAAAAAUAUGGGGUUCACUAGUUAUGCAGAAAUAUCUCAAUCUCUUCACCGUACUCGAAAAUUCUUCCUUUUAGUUAACUACAUUCUUCUUGGUGCAUCUUCUAGCUGCAUUUUCUUGACUCUUUCUCUUCGCCUUAUUCCAUCGCUUAGCGGCUUUUUCCUCAUCCUCCUCCACAUUCUCACCAUUGGUGGCGCGGUUUUUGGUUGCUCCGCGGUAUCCACUUCAUCAAAUAUUGGAAAAUGGUAUGGACCACACAUGGUUGCAACUGUUUUAACUGCCAUUUUGCAAGGUUCUGUUUUCGUGCUGAUUUUUACGCGGACAGGUGAUUUUCUUGGGAAGUUGAAGAGUUAUGUUAGGGAGGAAGAUGGUGAAAUGAUAUUGAGAUUGGCUGGUGGAUUGUGUGCAUUGAUAUUUUGUCUUGAAUGGGUUGUGCUUACACUUGCUUUUUUCUUGAAAUAUUAUUCUUAUGUUGAAGGUGAUGGUAAUGCUGUUGGUGGAUCAAUUUCUAUGAAGAGAAGUGCUAAAGUUCAAGAUGAAGAAGAUAUGAAGAAUUGGCCAUGGCCAUUCCAAGUCUAAGUAGUAUAUAAUUGGUCUUUUCUUGGAUAUGUUUUGGGGGUGUGGGGAUGGGGCUGGGGGGGUAAAGCUAUAUAUAUCAUAGCUUCAAUGAUUUGUUCAUUCAUUUGUUAAUCUUGGGUUUGUUCUUAUGUUUUGAUUGGGGUGUGGGAGUAGUGUGAGUUGUGUGUCCUUAUUGUGGUUCAUCAUAUAUACUAUAUUCUGUAUGAGGAAAUUGAAAAUGCAAUGUGUUUUGCUACUA
This is a messenger RNA of Lycium ferocissimum, 899 nucleotides long. RefSeq lists its product as uncharacterized. The transcript has a single exon. Bases 92 to 661 code for a protein of 189 amino acids. Lineage: Eukaryota; Viridiplantae; Streptophyta; Magnoliopsida; Solanales; Solanaceae. The record is from RefSeq and is a predicted model, not a curated record.